GACCUUCGAAACCUUCACAAAGAUGUCCGAGAGGUUUUGGAGGUGCACCGAGGUUCCGGGCAAGCCCCGGGCUUUCAGGACCGGAACAAGCCGGAUCAGGAAAUGGCAGAUAUGCACAAAUCCAUCGCUGAAAGCUUGCAAGCCGCGUGUCAGGACAUCAUGCAGAAGCACAUGGAGCAGUACUGCCAACGUGUGCAGAGGCAUUCAUCCCAGAAGGAUCUUGCCUCUCCUUCUCGGCAAGGCAAGGCGACGGACAACGAGAAUACCGAUGACGAGGUCAGUCUGCUUGACUAUUGCAUGAUUGCGGAGACGAUGCAGCCGGCCAGAGUUUCGCGUCCAGGCGGUGAAGGCUUGUCCUGGCCAACCUCUAGCAGCCCGAAACGGGAAGCGCCGUGCCGUACCGUGGAGGAUGCCAGU
This is a messenger RNA of Symbiodinium necroappetens, 417 nucleotides long. NCBI's taxonomy places the organism in Eukaryota, Dinophyceae, Suessiales, Symbiodiniaceae. The record is from the annotation of a GenBank genome assembly.